UUUGUACUCAACUGAUGAGUGAUGACAUUCAUCAAUUUUCAUAGUUUACUAGUGAAAGUUACAAAAAGUGAUUUCGGUAAAUGUGGAAUAUCGAUUAAGUUAUUAAAUUUAUAGAUCAGAAUUAUGAAAGAAGCGGUAAUACAUAUCUCAACAGCGUUACGGGUAAAACUUAAUUAUAUUUCAAUGUUACCGUUGCAUGUAAUCAUUAACUGAUAAGACUUGUAACAUAACCUACAAACCGAAGUUAUCUACAAAAUGAAACAUACAGUUUUGUGUAGUUAGAUUUUCCAGUACGAAAAAAUUAUAACAAAAAAUGAGACCGUGAAAGCUAAUAGUAACAAUAAUAAUUAUUGAAAACAAUCGAUUAGAUUUAGAACUAAGUUGAUUAUUUAAAUUUCUAACGGCGGUCAGUUACCCAGAAUAAAAUCCGAGACAAAGAUAAGGAGAUUCAAGGAUGCAGGAUGACGCCACAAAAUGUACAAAUUUAGUUGUCCGAAAAAAAAGUUUUCUAUUCUUAUUGGGAUUAUAGUUUUAACGGUAAUUGGUCUAUUGAUACAAAUAGAUACGAUUCGUUAUCCAGAAAAUAACGAAAACACAAAAAUAAUAUAUAAUAUUCAAUCAGAUACAGUUAAACAAUGGCGGAAACUUCGAGAGAAUUUAACGAAUCUUUCUAAUUUGGGGCGAAUCUUAUUUUUGGAAGAGCAAGAACCAGUAAUUAAAUCCACUAAGAAACAUCAAAUAUUGAUUUGGAAAUAUGGUCAUAUUAUAGAAAAGAGAUUAAUGAUGAAUUUCUCAAAUAAAUGGGUAGAUCCUUUCAAGAAAUGCCCCGUAAAAAAUUGUGAUAUUACUUAUAAGGAUACAAAUAUAAAAACAGCGGAUAUAGUAUUAGUUCAUUUGCAUAGAACGAAAAAUCCGAAAGAACUACCUCCGAUGAGAGGAAAGCCUGAUCAAAUUUGGGCUUUUCUAACAGAAGAAAGUCCUCAUCACACCUUUUUACGUCCUGACAAAAAUAUUUCCAUCGCAAGUUUUAACGGAAUUUUCAAUUGGUCCAUGUCUUACAGAAUGGAUUCCGAUAUUCCAGUACCGUACGGUAGAACGAUUAUUAAGAAGCACCCCGAACAAGUGGAUUUUCAUUUAGAAAAACGAAGAGAUGUUCUGGUAGCCAUUUUAGGAUCGAACUGCGGUAGUAAAAACCAUAGGUGGGCCUACGUGAAAGAACUCAAGAAGUAUAUAGAUGUCGACGUAUAUGGUGCAUGUGGGACAUUGAAAUGUCCUGGUCACUUCAGAAAAGACUGUCCCGAUUUAGAAAAGUAUCUGUUCUAUUUAUCUUUCGAAAAUUCGAACUGUGACGAAUACAUUACGGAAAAAGUUUGGUGGAACGCGUUUCACAAAAAAAAUUCCAUCCCUAUAGUAAUGGGUGCAAACCGGGCGGAUUAUAGGAGAAUUCUACCACCAAAUUCUUACAUAGACAUUGACGAAUUUGCGAAUCCAGCAUCUUUAGCGCAAUAUCUACUUAGACUAAACAGAACCGACGAAUUUUUAAAGUAUUACCAAUGGAAAUCGCAUUUCGAAAUAUUAAACGAACACGGGUAUUUUCAAAGUCAAAAUUUUCACUAUUGUCGUGUUUGCCAGGCUUUGAAUUACAACGAGAAAAAACAUAAAGUUUAUGAUAACUUGGAGAAACAGUGGGAUCCCCAAAAUGUGUGUUAUCCUGCUUGGAAUUCGAAAUAAUUAAAAUACAUUUUAGGCCCACAGCAUGGAAGUGAUUUUUAAUUCUCCAAGCUUAAAGAAAUUAUUUAUUUAACAAUAAUGAAGGGGCUACAGGACUUUUUAUAUUGUAUAUUUGAGGUUAUGUAUCCCAAAAAUAACCUUUUUGAUUUCUUCCUUACAGUUUCUGAGUCUACUAAUUCUGAAAUAUAUAAAUAUGUGAUUCAAAUUUGGGAAAAAUGUAUUUAAUUAUAAGAAUGUAAUGUAAUGAAAUAGUUCAAAACAAAAAAUCUUGUUUUUAGCACUGUUAGAUUAAGAUAAAACAGCUCUAAACGUGCUACCGCUCGAUUUAUAUCAAAUAAAGAUAAAAAAUACAAAGAUUCCAUUCCAUUUCAUAUGAUUCCUUUGUUAAAUCACACCAAUUCCUCAGAGAAAGUUCAAAGUUCAAACAGAUUUGACCUUCAUAUGCGAACUGGGGGAAUUCAUAUGCAUAAACAAAUAUGAUGGAUACCAAAAAACUUAUCAGUUUAAUUUUUAUAUGUACCCAAUAUAACUCGCAUAAUGAGAAUAUAAAUUUCCGAAAAUUGCUGAUAACAUACCCAAUAACCUCUAGAAUGUGGUUAAACAUUUCUGGUAACAUUUUAAAGCUCUCGAAAUGAAAUUAGUCAUAAAGAAAAUCAUAAAUUGUAAGUUAAAUUCUCAAUUACAUCCAUUUUUUAGUAUGACACCACGUAAUUCCUAUUUGUUGGAAGAUUGUUAUAAAUUAAGCAUUUCUUUGAAUUCAUUUAUAUGUUCAAACAUCAUUAAAUUCAUAAUUUUGAUUUAUUGACUGACUGAACAAAAAGUAAUAAGCUUAGAACAAGUUGUUAUGUAUAUCUUAUGGUGGUUAUCAAGGACGAUGGUGUCGAGGGAGAAGAUCUAGAAGAAUAACAAAGGGAAGUGAACAAUUGGAAGCAGUGAAUGUGAUAAUAAGUUCCAAAAAAAUCUCCAGAAAGGUGAAGCUACAUCUGUAUAAAACAAUAACCAAUGCCAGAUUUUAGAACAACAAAAAAAAUGAUUGAUAUAGACAAAAGGAAGAUAUAGAGGUGAUGAAAGACCUAAGAGAGAGAUAGAGAGGGAUUCAGGAAAAACAAAAGCAAAAAAUAGGAAGUAGAAGUGAAUCACUUACAAGCUAUAGUCUUAAAAGGCUUACAUGUAGUACCUAAAUAUAUUUUUUUUGCAAAUGUGUUCUUUUUCUAUGUUUUAACUACAAUACUUUAUUGUGUUUUGUAUAACAGAAACCUUGAGAUCCUAUAAAAAAUUCGAUUGUAUGCUAAUUAAUUUCUAAAUCUAGAAUAUAUUUAUCAAUUACA
Messenger RNA from Diorhabda carinulata, 3059 nucleotides. RefSeq names its product glycoprotein 3-alpha-L-fucosyltransferase A-like. The transcript is spliced from 6 exons. The record is from RefSeq and is a predicted model, not a curated record. Bases 475 to 1731 code for a protein of 418 amino acids. Lineage: Eukaryota; Metazoa; Arthropoda; Insecta; Coleoptera; Chrysomelidae. Gene Ontology annotation, cellular component: membrane. Gene Ontology annotation, molecular function: alpha-(1->3)-fucosyltransferase activity.